Molecule: messenger RNA, 1560 nt
Organism: Peniophora sp. CBMAI 1063
Lineage: Eukaryota; Fungi; Basidiomycota; Agaricomycetes; Russulales; Peniophoraceae
Source: the annotation of a GenBank genome assembly
AUGUCUGGCAAAAUAAUAAUCAAACCGCGUCAAAAACGACAAGCUGCUGGCUCUCCCCCUGCCGCAUCGGAACCAGGACCAUCGCGCGCCUACAGUCCCAAGCGUGAGACUCAAACACCCGAAACGCCAGCCGCAGAUGACUAUGUUAUGGACGAGGAUGCGCCCGAGGCACAAGAAGAGGAGGAUGGAGAUGACGCCGAUGUCGUGCUGGAAGAUGAGGCGGAAGAGGACGCGUACGACGAACCGGAGCCCGUGCCGAUGAAGCGCCCGCGAGGACGGCCACGCGGACGUGGUCGCGGUGCACUCGUCGGCAGCGCACGUGCUACGCCCGGCAGAGGUCGAGGAAGGGGAAGAGGCCGUGGUAGAGGGAGAGGUCGCGCCGUGACUGUGAAACUGCCAGGAAAAGGCGAGGGCUCAGAAAACGAGGGAGAGGUCGAGCACGAGGUCUUUAUCGAACAGGCGCCGCCAUUCGUCACUGUUCAUGGGAGGACUUAUCCCGUCGAGGGAGACGAACUGCAAUGUGACGACGAUCCUAUCGGAGAAACGAAGAUUGAUAAGGACGGGAAUCUACAAGGCGGUCGUAGAUUCAAGGCUGGGACGUUCCUAUUGCCUACGCGCCACGCGACGAAGAAGUUUAUGCUCGCUAUCGACGCCGCUCGUACAUCAGGCUUCCGCGACUCCUUAUACUAUUUCCGAAGGAAUCCGCUCGCGUACAAGCUCAACGCGACCCAAUGGGAGAAGGAGUAUCUCAUCGAACAUGGCAACCUCGGAACGCAUUUGCGCACGCGUUCUGUGACUCUCGUUGCUGCAAGAACCGUCUUCAAGCUUCACGGGUCGAAAACCAUUCUCGGUGGACGAUAUGUUGUUGACGACUAUUACGAGGAGAAGGCAAAGGUUCUGGCAGCUGAGAAGGGCGCACAGCCAGGAGACCCCGUACUUGAGCCUGCAGACGCCUCAACGAACGCGUCCGCUGCGGAUAUGGCAGCUAUCGCCGCUGCCGGCAAGAACGAACGCGGAGGUGGACUGGGGAUGUACCGCGCCGGUGGUCCGACAACGCUCUUCGGUGGACCUGGUUGGGGGCCGUACUCUGAUGGCCCGUUGAACGCCGUACGCAAGAGUCUCCUCACACGCGACGGAGUAAACGAGGAGAACUGGAUGGCGGUCGCGGCGCAGCGUACAGCAGACGCAAGCGCGCAAUGGGCUGCUCAACGAAAAGCGCGUCUAAAGCCUGCAGGUGGCCUCGUUUCGGAGAAGCGCGAGAUGGAGGAGGGAGAGUCUGACGCCGAAAGUGCGCACGCGCUCGGGGUAUACGAGCCUCAUACGCACCUCGUCUACACUCGCGACGACAAACAACCCACGCGUGCACGUUGGGAAGCCGCACCGGACUCUCUCGAAAAGCAAGUGUUGAGCGGUACAAAGGCGGGCAACGGCGCAUGGGCGCUUGCCUGGGUCGAUACAAUCAUGGAGGUACCCGCCCAACAAGACGAGGAUAGUAUCGUCGUCAAGCCGCCCGUCUCAGCGUCUACAGUCCCUACAUCCGAUCCUCCGGCGGCUCAUUGA